This is a messenger RNA of Meloidogyne enterolobii, 225 nucleotides long. Lineage: Eukaryota; Metazoa; Nematoda; Chromadorea; Rhabditida; Meloidogynidae. The record is from the annotation of a GenBank genome assembly.
AUGCUGCUGGGUGAAUAUCCUUACAGCAACAAUGUUAAACAACUACCAUAUCCUGUUAAAUUAUCUCUUGAUACAAAACAUUGCUCUUCGCAUACACUCGCCCCCUUGACAAACAUCGAGUCGUUAGAUAACUUUUCCAAACAAAACAAUUUCUCCUCUAUAAACUUUUCUGUGUUGCAUAAUAUCCCAUUAUUGCAGUCUGCACAUUGGAGGUCAUUAUUAUAA